This is a messenger RNA of Brugia malayi, 243 nucleotides long. RefSeq lists its product as uncharacterized. The record is from RefSeq and is a predicted model, not a curated record. The transcript has 2 exons. The coding region runs from base 1 to 243 and encodes 80 amino acids. NCBI's taxonomy places the organism in Eukaryota, Metazoa, Nematoda, Chromadorea, Rhabditida, Onchocercidae.
AUGCUUGCAAUAUUGGGAGAUCCCGGAUAUUACCAAAAAAAAAAAACCUACGAAACAAUGAAUCAUUGUUUGCAGAUUAUCGAUUUUAAAGAAUUACAACAGAAACCACCGGCUUUCACGAAGAAUGUUUUGUUAUCUGGAGUAAGUCGAAUGCGAUAUGCCGAGUUACGAAUGUGCGCCAUCACGAAAAAAGAGCUUUCAGUUCUGAUCUCGACUGUGAAUCGUUUUUUGUUUGAUUUUUGA